Messenger RNA from Saccostrea echinata, 855 nucleotides. Its product is annotated as COMM domain-containing protein 3-like. Gene Ontology annotation, biological process: sodium ion transport. The transcript is spliced from 8 exons. The record is from RefSeq and is a predicted model, not a curated record. The coding region runs from base 18 to 605 and encodes 195 amino acids. Lineage: Eukaryota; Metazoa; Mollusca; Bivalvia; Ostreida; Ostreidae.
AGAGGGGUGGAUCAAACAUGGAAUUACCUCAGUCAACCCUAGAUGCUUUAACUUUAGCUGGAGACUCCGUUCAUGUACCUGAUGCACUAUUUCCCAAUUUUCUGGAGGUAGCUUUUAGAGGUGUCAUCAAUUCUAGCGACAGAAAUGCCAUAGAAGGUGUGAAAGGACUUUCCAAGAAAGAUCACACAACAGUUAAAGAAGCCUAUUCUGGUCUUGUUUCCAUGGUGAUAGAAGCCGCCAAACAGGACAAAGACACGGAAUCCCUGAGCUCUCUUCUGGAAGACUGUAAAUUCCCUCCAGAAAGAAUCAAGCAAGUGUUGGAUGUUUAUCAGAAAAACAAGGCAGCUCUUCAAAUCCUUCUUGGCAGUGUGGGUACGACACCUGCUCAUAUUGUAGAUGUAGACUGGAGACUGGAUUACUACGUCAAGAAUAACCAUCUUGAGAGAGUGAAUGAGGCAGUGUAUUUAAUAAACCUGAAAACAGAGGUUCCAGGUAAGACAGAGCUCCAGGAAGUCCAGUUUUCCUGUUCCCAGGAGCAGCUCCAGGACUUAGUUGGUAAAUUGAAAGAUGCCUGCAAGUGUUUAGAGCGUGUCAGUCAGUCAUGAAACUAAGAAUUCAGUAAAUAAAUGAUAUUGAUGGGCCAGGAUUUCACAACAGAGUUUAACUUAACAAGACAUGCUGAAGAAAAUGAAUAAAAGAGGGACGGAGGCUAGAAAAAAAAUAUGGGCUAUAAUACAUUAUGUAUGUGAAAAGCUUAGGAUAGUAAAGAUUGAAAAAUUAUAUUUUUUAUCACAUUUUGAAGUAUGAAAUGUAUAAAAUAAAGUACAAUAAAAAUAUAUUAACUGAUGAAAACAA